Saccostrea cuccullata (small rock oyster) is the source of this 1883-nucleotide messenger RNA. Its product is annotated as b(0,+)-type amino acid transporter 1-like. Gene Ontology annotation, cellular component: membrane. Lineage: Eukaryota; Metazoa; Mollusca; Bivalvia; Ostreida; Ostreidae. The coding region runs from base 119 to 1564 and encodes 481 amino acids. Gene Ontology annotation, molecular function: L-amino acid transmembrane transporter activity. The transcript has 14 exons. Gene Ontology annotation, biological process: amino acid transmembrane transport. The record is from RefSeq and is a predicted model, not a curated record.
AAAUAUUUUGGAUCAAAGGUUACUCAAUGUCUGGGGUCACAUGACUUAAUGAGUUUAUAAGCACGGAGACAUGCGUGGACAUUUCACCUCUUAACAUAUUUGGGCAUUUUUACCUAAUAUGGAAGAGAGGAAAAAAAUUGGUACGGAUGCAGAAAUGUCAUCGAAACUGGACCAAAACGUGGGACUACUGUCAGGCGUAUUUCUCAUUAUGGGUACCAUGAUAGGGUCUGGUAUUUUUAUUUCUCCUAAAGGUGUGCUGGAAGGGACAGGCUCUGUUGGUAUGGGCCUGAUCACGUGGAUGGCAUGUGGAUUAGUUGUCACUCUAGCGGCAUUAUGCUAUGCAGAACUUGGAACUAUGAUUCCAAAAUCUGGAGGCGAACAUUCCUAUUUAAUGUACACAUAUGGAAAAAUGGAUAAAUGCAUAGGCCCGAUUCCAGCUUUUCUCUAUGACUGGGUUGGCUUGUUCAUUAUACGACCGACCAUGUUCGCCAUCAUGACGUUGUCUCUAGGUACCUACGCCAUUAAGCCCUUCUUUCUGGAUUGCAAACCACCCGACUCUGCCGUUAAAGCAGUUUCCUUAGCAGCCAUCUUUGUUAUAGCUUUUAUCAAUGGAUACAGCGUACGAAUGGCCACAUAUAUUCAGAAUAUAUGUACAGUGGUGAAGCUGAUAGCUAUUUCAGUACUGACUGUCGGCGGACUGAUCAAAAUCAUACAAGGCAAUCGUGAAUACAUCCAGGACGGCUUUCAGGACACAGAGAGUGAUGUAUCUUUGAUUGCUAUUGCUUUCUAUAACGGACUUUGGGCUUUCGACGGCUGGAACAACUUAAAUUUUGUUACAGAAGAGUUGAAAAAUCCAGGAAGAAAUCUCCCUAUCUCAAUCAUGAUUGGCAUCCCAUUAACAACAGUAUGUUAUAUUCUGGCCAACAUAGGAUACCUGGGGGUCAUGUCAAAAGAGGAAAUCAUUGUAUCUCACGCUGUGGCUGUGACCUGGGGUCGGUAUAUACUAGGAAAAGGAGCCUUUAUCAUGCCAAUAUUCGUUUCUAUUUCUUGCUUUGGUGCCGCAAAUGGCUGUUUAUUUGCUUCAGGAAGACUGUGUUUUGCAGCAGCCCGUGAAGGUCAUUUUCCUCAGGUUUUCUCUUACAUAAGUAUUAACCUGAGGACUCCGCUGCCGUCCAUAAUCUUAACUGCGUUUAUAGGAGCCUGUUUAAUCAUUCCUGGGGACUUGAGCACUCUGAUCGACUUCUUUAGCUUUUCGGCCUGGAUUUCCUAUGGCUUUACUGUUUUUUCUUUGUUAGUUCUACGGAGAACGGAACCAAAAACAGAGAGACCAUAUCGGGUCCCGACUAUUAUUGCGAUUUUUGUGGUACUGACGUCACUUUACCUCGUUAUGGCUCCAAUUAUACGUUCUCCACGGAUUGAAUUUUUGUAUGCAGCACUAUUUAUAGCCAGUGGUAUUUUUCUAUACUUCCCUUUUGUAUAUAACAAAAGUAGAUCCUCCAUUGUACAGCCUAUAGUAGAUUGGAUCACUGCAAAGAUUCAGAAGAUAUUUCUAGUCGUACCUUGACAUUUUUUUAUUUGUGAUAAAUGAUGUACUUAGAAACAAAAUUGUGAACUCAGUAGUAUGCUUUUAGUGUUUCCAAGAGUAACUGUUGUGAAAGUCAGUAUGCAACAAUUUUUUUCAGCAACAAAUCCUACAUUGCAUGGGGGUAUCUGUUGCUAGAAUAAAAAUCCCUCUUUCAUAUUAGCUUUUCAAAAAGAAAUUUUUUUAAUGUAGAAUGCAAAAAAAAAUUAGCUUAACUUUUGGGACAAGAUAGGUAAAAGAAAAGAUAACACAAAUUUAAAAUAUACGUGUAUGAAGUUAUGAGUUAUGCGUGAGCGGGUUA